AUGCGAACUUCAAAAAGGGGAGUAAACAGACAGACCUCGAAACUUUCCACCGAGAAGAUCGAACAAAAGGCGAAAUCAGAGUCAGCGCGAAUCCCUCGCGGCACAGCAGUUGAAAUCUGCAAGGAAGGAUCUUUUGGAGCCGGACAUUACCCGGGAGGGAUCUUCUGGUCCCAAAAUCCCUGGUCCACCCCUGGUCCGCACAAUUGCAAUAAAACUCCCCUCACGUGCCAAACACGUGUCACGCUCCAACGUCCAAAAGCCAAACGCCCUAGUCUUGCGAUUUCCUUCUCCAGCGUCGAAGCCCUAGCCUCCUCCGCAGCCAAAGCCCUCGUCGCCUGCGGCCUCCCUCCGAAGCCGUCUCCCUCCCGCGACCUCCCUCCAGCUCCGCCUCCCUCCCUCCGACCUCCAGCGCCGCCUCCCUCCCUUCGAUCUCCAUCGCCGCCUCCUCCCAGCGUCGGGGACCUCCAGCGCCGCCUCGUUGCCUGCGGCCUCCCGUCCUCCACCUCCUGCCGACCUCCAGCGCCGCCUCCUGUUUUGUUUCUAGCAAACCUAUUUUGGUAUUCUCCAACGACCUGCCCUAGCCUCCCUCCAGCUACCUCCACCGUCUCCACUCUGAAGGCGCGGGCUCUCGCGCCCUAUCUGUCACUGAAAUCAAUGUUCGUUUGCGACCUGUGGAUCCUUCUUUGAAUUGUUCUGCAGCAGAUGUCGAAGAAGAGGAGUGGGCUAGGAUUUACCUUUGUUUUCUUUGCUAAAGAUUUGUUUUUGACGGUGGGGGUAGAUUAAUUACUCUUUCUUGGUAAAGUCUUUAGAAUUCUUAUGAGAUUCGAUAUCCUUGUAAAAUAUUAAAAAUAUUGUUAUUUAGUUUGUUUGUACGAGUAGAUGUUUCCGAUUUAAUUGCUACAAAUUACGACAUUUCCAUAA
This is a messenger RNA of Zingiber officinale, 921 nucleotides long. Its product is annotated as vegetative cell wall protein gp1-like. The record is from RefSeq and is a predicted model, not a curated record. The transcript has 4 exons. NCBI's taxonomy places the organism in Eukaryota, Viridiplantae, Streptophyta, Magnoliopsida, Zingiberales, Zingiberaceae. Bases 1 to 687 code for a protein of 228 amino acids.